Messenger RNA from Capsicum annuum, 837 nucleotides. RefSeq lists its product as uncharacterized. The transcript is spliced from 5 exons. Gene Ontology annotation, biological process: mitochondrion organization. The record is from RefSeq and is a predicted model, not a curated record. Lineage: Eukaryota; Viridiplantae; Streptophyta; Magnoliopsida; Solanales; Solanaceae. Gene Ontology annotation, cellular component: mitochondrion; nucleus. Bases 171 to 596 code for a protein of 141 amino acids.
ACUUUUAUUAUUAUAGUUGAGGGGGUAUUUUUGACAUUUUAAGAAAAAAAAUUUUCUUGUAAAAGAAAAACAUAGCACUAUAGUCAUGGACAUCCGCGUAUCCGUGCAAUUUCUAGGGUUUUUGGUGAUCCGAAUUCUCUCUGUGUUCUGCCUGCCCCUAUUAGGAAAUCAUGCCUCGCCGAAGCUCUGGAAGAUCUACUCCUCGUCCUGCCCCUCGUGCCGCCCCUCGUCCUGCUCCAGCCCCAGUACACCAGGCUCCUCCACCAGCUCCCAUGCAAAGUAGUGGUGGUGGAUCCAUGCUUGGUGGUAUUGGUUCUACCAUAGCUCAAGGGAUGGCCUUUGGCACUGGAAGUGCUGUGGCACACAGGGCUGUAGAUGCUGUCAUGGGUCCACGCACCAUUCAACAUGAAACUAUCGUUGCUGAGGCAGUUGCAGCUCCUGUACCCACUACAAGCGGUGCAGGUUAUGAUGCUUGCAGUGUCCACACUAAAGCAUUCCAAGAUUGCAUUAAUAGCUCCGGAAGUGACAUUGGCAAGUGCCAGUUCUACAUGGACAUGGUGUCCGAGUGCAGGAGGAACUCAAUGAUGAAUGCCUAAGCUUGUUGUGGUUGUGUCAUUUUAAAAACUUUGAAAUCAUUUUUUUAAUUUGAUUGUUGAAACAAAGAUGAAAUUAUGAUCAAGAACUAGCUGGCACUGCUUUGGCAAGUUAAUUUGGUUCUUGAUAUACCUUGCCUCCAAUAAUUAAAGGCUUGUAGCCUGAAGUAUUGGACUUCUAUUGCAAGUCCAUGAUACUGAUUUCUGUUUGCUUUUAUGCUAUGAUUUGCUACCUUUGGCUUCA